AUGGAUUAUGUGCAUAUGUUAGCGAGACCUGCUAGUCGUACAGGCUUUAUUUCGUAUCCACCUUUUAUGAAACACCGUUUAUGUUUAGUAUUCAGUACAUCCAUAUCAAAGUUGCUGUUCCUAGCCUUAUCAUCUGAGUGUCGAACGACGGGAGCGUAUGCUAGCCGGGCCUGCUUCCAACAAUCCCCAAAAUGGAACUGUCAACGGAUUUUAACAUUCUGCCGUUUGAUGUUCAUGCGUAAUUAUCGGUCGCUGAGCAUUCCUUUCGCUGAGAAGAAGCACAACUAUGUUAAAAUUGAGAUAUUUGAGAGAUCGCAGUCCUACAAGGAAAAAGUGGGCAAGAGAAGAACAUUCGUCUUGAUUCAAUUCGUAAUUUCUCAUAUCGAAUAUCAAGCUUAUAUCAGAAUUGGUGUGGUGCUUGCGACUUACUAUGUUCAACAGACUAGCUUUGACUUGGAGCGAUACUACUGCUAACCCUGCCCAAAGCCCUGGCCAUACCGACAAAAAAUCCUCGCGAUGUGAUAUGUGCAAUGCGACAACUAUCAUACGCCCCAUGCAUGCCGACAACGUACAUAUGGUCGUGCUAGCUCUCUGGUGCGACAGGUCGCUGACCGUUCUUCCUAG
This is a messenger RNA of Cylicocyclus nassatus, 624 nucleotides long. Lineage: Eukaryota; Metazoa; Nematoda; Chromadorea; Rhabditida; Strongylidae. The record is from the annotation of a GenBank genome assembly.